GUGGCCGCUCGGUACAUGGACAUCAAGGGGAAAAAGGGGCCUGUGGGGAUGCCCAAAGAGGCAACCUGUGACCGCUUCAUGUGCCUCCAGCAAGGCUCAGAGUGUGAUAUCUGGGAUGGGCAGCCCGUCUGCAAGUGCAAGGAUAGGUGUGAGAAGGAGCCGAGCUUCACCUGUGCUUCUGAUGGGCUCACUUACUACAACAAGUGCUACAUGGAUGCAGAGGCCUGCAUCAAAGGCAUUACACUGAAUGUGGUCACCUGUAGGUACCAUCUCACCUGGCCAAACACCAGCCCUAUCCCCCCAGAAACAACAGCUCGUCCUACCACUGUCUACUCCGAGACAACAGUCAUUGAUAUCCUGCCACCUGCACUGGUGAACAACCCCGUCCAUCAGUCCGUCUAUGUGGGUGAGACCGUCAGCUUCCUCUGUGAUGUCACAGGGAGACCCAAGCCAGAAAUCACAUGGGAGAAGCAGGUUGAUGGGAAGGACAAAGUCAUCAUGAAGCCAAACCACGUCAGAGGGAACGUCGUGGUCACCAACAUCGCCCAGCUGGUCAUCUACAACACGCAGCUGCAGGAUGCAGGAAUCUACACCUGCACUGCCCAGAACAGUGGUGGCCUCCUCCGGGCAGAUUUCCCUUUGUCAGUCAUCAGAGGAGAGCCCACAUCCAAGGAAGCUUCCCAGAACAAAACACAUUUUCCAACUGAUGAGUGCCUAAAGCAGCCGGACAGUGAAGACUGUGGGGAAGAGCAGACCAGGUGGUACUAUGAUGCCAAGAAAAACAACUGCUUUACUUUCAUCUAUGGGAACUGCAACAGCAACCUCAACCACUUUGAGACCUAUGAGAGUUGCAUGCUAAUGUGCAUGAAUGGCCCCAUCAACAUCUGCAACCUGCCAGCCCUUCAAGGCCACUGCAAAGCCUAUGAGCCCCGGUGGGCCUACAACAGCUUGACAAAGCAGUGCCAGUCCUUCAUCUAUGGUGGGUGUGGAGGCAAUGAGAACAACUUUGAGAGCCGGGAGGCCUGCGAGGAGAUGUGCCCCUUCCCAAAGAACAUGCACUGCAAGGCCUGCAAACCCCGCCAGAAGCUGGUGACCAGCUUCUGCAAAAGCGACUUUGUCAUCCUGGGCCGCAUCACGGAGCUGACUGAAGACCAAGACUCAGGACACGCCCUAGUGACAGUGGAGGAGAUUCUCAAGGAUGAAAAAAUGGGAUUAAAAUUCCUGGGGAAGGAACCACUAGAAAUCACCCUUUUGAACAUGGACUGGAGCUGCCCAUGUCCCAACAUGACCACAGUGGAUGGCCAGCUCAUCAUCAUGGGGGAUGUCCACAAUGGCAUGGCUGUCCUACAGCCAGACAGCUUUGUGGGCACCUCCAGCAUGCGGCGCGUGCGCAAGCUCCGCGAAGUCAUCCACAAGAAAACCUGUGAGCUUUUGAAAGAAUUCCUGGGAUUGCAUUAACCUCCCUCACACGUGUAAGCCGCCCUGAUCCGUGUGUUAGUAGGGCUAACAAGUGUUAGGCUAGUGCCAAACUAAACACACUGUUUGCAGAUACACUGUAGAAAUUAUGCAGAACCCCUAUUUUAAUCCAUUAAUUAUGCUUAGUAACAACAUAGUUUGGUCUUUGGCAGGCAUGUAAACCAGCAGCAAAAGGCCAUUAAUCUUGCAUUAAAAUCAAUUUGUCCAUAUAGGAGUGCCAUUUGACUAGGUGACUCACUUCAGCAAUUAUACAAUUUUAAUCUAGCUUCCAUCAUAAAUUACAGAAUUCAUAGCAUUCGUUUUGCUAGCUGGUACACAGCUAAGAAAUAUACAAUGUCAAUUUAAUCUGUCUCAUUUUCAGUCUGGUCCGUCAUUGUAAUCACACGCUUGGCUCCUUAUAGCAGCACUAAUAUUUCAAGAGUAAAGCCUGUAAAUUAUUGUCUAUAUUUACAAUUGUGCACA
Messenger RNA from Hirundo rustica (Barn swallow), 1938 nucleotides. RefSeq names its product WAP, follistatin/kazal, immunoglobulin, kunitz and netrin domain containing 2 (gene WFIKKN2). Gene Ontology annotation, molecular function: transforming growth factor beta binding; receptor antagonist activity; serine-type endopeptidase inhibitor activity. Gene Ontology annotation, biological process: negative regulation of transforming growth factor beta receptor signaling pathway. The record is from RefSeq and is a predicted model, not a curated record. NCBI's taxonomy places the organism in Eukaryota, Metazoa, Chordata, Aves, Passeriformes, Hirundinidae. The transcript has a single exon. Bases 16 to 1458 code for a protein of 480 amino acids.